UUUGACGAUGCUAGGGGAAAGUAGGAAACAUCCGUUAUCUCUGAAAUUUAAAGGCCAAGUCUUAAUGGUCAACUGGGAGUAUUGCUCGUAAAUUGUCCGCUUGUUUCCCAUCCUCUUCUUUGCUGUUCUUUCUUCUGUGGUUCUCUUCCGAGUUCCAUCAUCAGAAAAUAUCUAAACAAACACACACAUACGGAUAAUAUGCAUAUCUGUACAUAUAUAGAUACUUAUAUUUGUGCUCUAACAUUUCUGCAGAUUUGUUAGAAGUUGAAGUUUUGGUCGACUUAGAGCUUUUUCAUAUUUUUGCUUUGAAUGGAACGAGUGCAGCUGCUUAGGAACUUGUGGUAACAUUAUCUGGGAAGGGAUUGAGUCAAAUCAUAAUUAUUGACAUAACAACAGAAUUAGACUGCAAGAUGAUAUCCGAUUAAGCCACCUUGCCCUCUCCGUAAGGGAAUGAAAAAGUCAAGUUCAUUGUCUGUCAGGUUGGUGUCAGGCGAAAGAAGAAGAGAGGAAGAAGAAAGGGGUCCUAUAACUCCUUUGGCCUAGAGAGACAGCACAGAAAACAUAGAGCACAGUUAAUGGGGAAGUACAGUGAUAUCUUUAGCUCAUCAUUUCUUGUGCUUUUUAACAUCCUCUUCAUUUUUCCGGCAUGUUGUGCAUCAAAUGACACCAUAACUCCAUCCCAACCACUCAAGGUUGGACAAACUCUAAUCUCCGCUGGGCAAAUCUUUGAACUAGGAUUCUUCAGUCCAGAUAAUUCAAGUGGAUUGUAUGUUGGAAUCUGGUACAAGAUUGGUCCUGAUCGUAGAAUUGUUUGGGUUGCAAACAGAGGAAACGCACUCUCAGCUAGUGACUUGGCUUCAAGGCUGAUAAUCAGCAGUGACGGGAAUCUAAAGGUUGAAGAUGGAAAGCAAAACAGUGUCUGGUCAACAAAUGCUUCUGUCCCAUUAAAUAGCUCUAUAGCGGUGCUUCAAGAUGAUGGGGACUUCAUCCUUAAAGAUAACCUUUUAGGGGCGACUCUAUGGGAAAGCUUUUCUGAUCCCUCUGAUACACUUAUAGCAACCAUGCCGCUUGGAUGUUGCAGCAGGAGUGGACAGAAAUUGUUCUUGACAGCUUGGCAAAGUGAGAACGAUCCAGCACCUGGAAAGUUUGUUGUUGGACUUUCAGAUGACAAACCAGCACAGCUUUUCACAUGGAAUGGUACAAAACCAUACUGGAGAUCAGGUCCAUGGAAUGGAUGGAAGUUCAUUGGUGCAGAAGUUAAGGAUAGUGGGUAUGGAAGUGGAGUAAGUCUGACUCAAAACAAUCAGAUGGGAAAACCAUCUCUGACUUUCAACCUUUUCAACAAGCCACACAUUACAAAUUUGGUUGUUUCACCAACAGGUGUGAUGGAGGUAAUGCAUAAGGAAGGACAAAAUGUACCAUGGAAGGUGCUUUGGGCAGCAAUUCAAACUCCAUGCGAUGUAUAUGGAGCUUGUGGACCCUUCAGUGCUUGUAGCAGCAGUGGAUCUCCAACUUGUGAGUGCCUAAAAGGGUUCUUUCCGUUGUCAAAUGAGGAAUGGAGUAAGGGAAAUUGGACAAGUGGAUGUUUGCGGCGUACAGAGUUGAUGUGCAGUACGAAUAGUAGCAACUUAACAUCUAAAGCAUCUAAACCGGAUGGCUUCUGGAAGCUCAUUCAGAUGAAAUUACCAGAUCAUCAUCUGUUUCUUUACAAUGAAGAUGCCCAAGGGUGUAGCCAAUGGUGCCUGAGUAACUGCUCUUGUUUGGCAUAUGCAUAUCCAGAUGGAAUCGGGUGUAUGGUUUGGGUAACAGAGCUUGUGGACAUUCGGCAAUCCUCGUACGGUGGAGAGGAUCUAUAUCUUCGGGUCGCUAAUUCAGAGCUAGGAGUAAAAAGAAGAUAUACCAAGGUCAUCAUCAGCUGCGUAGCUAUAGCAGUCGGCUUCCUCUUGGUCGUGUCAAUAUGUCGUGUUCAAAGAUGGAAAGCAAAGAGAAGAGUUAUGCAUACAGACACACCUCUCAAUGAAAAAAAUUCAGAGACAAGAAAUUGGUGCACGAUAAAGGGCUUCAGAAAAAACUGCAGAGUGGUCGGUCUCCUUCUGUCCGGGAAUAGGGGUACUUUGAGAGAGACUACACGAGAGGAUAUCAAGGAAGGACCUGCCUUAGCCAGGGGGUCCUCGUCGGAGCUUUCGAUGAUCGAUAUUAAUAUGAUAAAAAUAGCUACCAACAACUUCAGUGAAGCUAACAAGUUAGGUGAAGGAGGAUUUGGCACAGUUUACAAGCUGAAUUCCAUGCAGGGGAAAUUAGAAGAUGGACAGCAAAUAGCUGUGAAAAGGCUUUCACGUCACGCAGGGCAAGGCAUGGAGGAGUUCAAGAAUGAGGUCAUACUGGUAUCUAAACUUCAGCACAGGAACCUUGUAAGGCUGCUGGGUUGCUGCAUUCAAGGAGAAGAAAAGAUAGUAAUUCUUGAAUACCUGAAAAAUAGAAGCUUGGACACAUUCCUCUUCGAUCGAACAAGAAGGUUGGAGCUAGACUGGGGGAAACGGUUCCACAUAAUUCAGGGCAUUGCCAGAGGGCUUCUAUACCUCCAUAGAGAUUCUUGUUUGAGAAUCAUUCACAGAGAUUUGAAGGCCAGCAACAUUCUCUUGGACGAUGACAUGAACCCCAAAAUCUCAGACUUUGGGCUGGCACGACCUUUCCGAGUUACACAAGAACAAGCUAAUACCCGCAGAGUGGUGGGAACAAUGGGCUAUAUGUCUCCCGAAUAUGCCAUGGGAGGCCUCUUCUCAGAAAAGUCUGACGUUUAUAGCUUUGGAGUUUUGUUACUAGAGAUUGUCAGCAGCAAGAAGAACACGGGGCUUGGUUUUCACGAAAAGUACUUGAACCUUCUUGGUUAUGCGUGGCAAUUGUGGAAUGAAUGUAAAGCUGCAGAAUUGCUGGAUCAGUCACUUGCUGAUUCUUGCACCCCAUCAGAAGUAAUGAGAUGCAUUCAAAUUGGACUCCUUUGUGCUCAAGACCAUGCUAAAGAUCGGCCUACAAUGUCGAAUGUGGUUCUCAUGCUAAGCGGUUCAGAGAGCGAAAUGGGACUUCCUCUACCAAGACAACCAAAGUUUACGUUUCAGAGCUUGCUAGAAUAUAAUCAUUUUCAAGCAGGAGUUUCAGCAUUCAAUGGUUCCAUAAAUGAUGUUACUAUUUCAGUGGUUGAAGGUCGAUUAUAUUGUGCACCAAAUGACUCCAUAACUCCAUCCCAACCACUUAAGGUAGGACAAACUCUCAUCUCCACUGGACAAAUCUUUGAAUUAGGCUUCUUCAGUCCUGGUAAAGCAAGUGAACUGUAUAUUGGAAUCUGGUACAAGAUUGAUCCCGAUCGUAGAAUUGUUUGGGUCGCAAACAGAGGAAAUGCACUCUUAGCAGAUGACCUGGCUUCAAGGCUGAUAAUCAGCAGUGAUGGGAAUCUAAAGCUUAUGGAUGGAAAGCAAGAUAUUGUCUGGUCAACAAAUGCUUCUGUCCAGUCUAAUACCACAAUUGCAGUGCUUACAGAUGAUGGAGAUUUCAUCCUUAAAGAUAAGAUUUCAGGGGCAACUCUGUGGGAAAGCUUUUAUUAUCCUUCUGAUACAAUUUUAGCAACCAUGCAGUUAGGAUUCAACGGCAGAAGUGGUCAGAAAAGUUUCUUGACAUCAUGGGAAAAUGAUAAGGAUCCAGCACCUGGAAAGUUUGUCGUUGGACUUUCAGACGAGAAACCACCACAAGCUUUCACAUGGAAUGGUACCAAACCAUAUUGGAGAGGAGGUCCAUGGGAUGGAUGGAAGUUCAUUGGAAUUGAAGAUGAGGAUAAGGGGUAUGCAAAUGGAAUAAGUCUGACAACAAAUAAUCAAAUAGGAGCCUCAUGUAUGACUUUCAACAAUUUUAACAAGUCCUACAUAUCAAUUAUGGUAAUUUUACCAACAGGUAUGUUGGAGAUACUGCACUGGGAAGGACAACAAAAUCAGUGGAACGUGUCUUGGGCAGCACCUCAGCAUCCAUGUGACGUAUAUGGAACUUGUGGACCCUUCAGCUCUUGUAGCAAGAGUCGCUCUCCACCUUGUGAGUGCCUGAAAGGGUUCUUCCCGUUGUCUAAUGAGGAAUGGAGUAAGGGAAAUUGGACAAGUGGAUGCGUGAGGGGUACACAGCUGAUGUGUGAUGGAAACAGUAGCAACUUAAUCUCCAAAGCAUCUAAACCGGAUGGCUUCUGGAAGCUCAGUCAUAUGAAAUUACCAGAUCAUUAUCUGUAUUUGUAUGAUGAGACUGACCAAGGGGGGUGUAGCCAAUGGUGCCUGAGUAACUGCUCUUGUCUGGCAUAUGCAUGUCCAGAUGGUAUAGGGUGUAUGGUUUGGGUGACAGAUCUUGUUGACAUUCAGCAAUUCUCAAAUGAUGGGGAAGAUUUGUAUCUCCGCCUUGCUAAUACAGAGCUAGGAGUAAAAAAGCGAUACACAGCAACCAUCAUCAGCGUCUUAUCUAUAUCGGUUGGUUCACUCUUGGGCUUGUUGAUAUGUUGUGUUAAGAGAUGGAGAGCAAACAGAAGAGCUACAGCACUUAGGCAUUCAGACACUCAUAUCCGUGAACAAAAGUCAGAGACAAGUAAACGGUGCAUAAUGAAGGGCUUCAGGAUAAAGUGCAUGGUAAAGGGUCUCUUUGUGUCCGAGAGAAAGGGCACUGUGAGAGAUAUUUCGCAAGAAGAUGUCCAGGAAGGUCCUGCAUCAGCAAAGCGGUCAUCCGAGCUUCCAAUUAUUGAUUUCAAAAGGGUAAAGAGAGCUACCAACAACUUCAGUGAAGCUAACAAGCUUGGUGAAGGAGGAUUCGGUGCAGUUUACAAGGGGAAAUUAGAAGAUGGACAGCUAAUAGCCGUGAAAAGGCUUUCAAGUCACUCAGGACAAGGCAUGGAGGAGUUCAAGAAUGAGGUUAUGUUGAUAUCUAAACUUCAGCACAGAAAUCUUGUAAGGCUGUUGGGUUGCUGCAUUCAAGGAGAAGAAAAGAUAGUCAUUCUUGAAUACAUGAAAAACAAAAGCUUGGACAAAUUCCUUUUUGACCGAACAAAAAGGUUGGAGCUAGAUUGGGCGAAACGGUUCAACAUAAUUCAGGGCAUUGCCAGAGGGCUUCUAUACCUCCAUCGAGAUUCUUGUUUGAGAAUCAUUCACAGGGAUUUGAAGGCCAGCAAUAUUCUCUUGGAUGAUGACAUGAACCCCAAAAUCUCAGACUUUGGGCUGGCACGAACAUUCCGAGUCACCCAAGAACUAGCUAACACUCUCAGAGUUGUGGGAACUUUCGGUUAUAUGUCUCCAGAAUAUGCCAUGGGAGGCCUCUUUUCAGAAAAAUCUGAUGUUUAUAGCUUCGGAGUUUUGCUGCUAGAGAUUGUCAGCAGCAAGAAGAACACUGGUUUUGGAUAUCAUGAAAAAUAUUUGAACCUUCUUGGUUAUGCAUGGCAAUUGUGGAACGAGUGUAAAGCUCCAGAAUUGCUGGAUCCAUCACUGGCAGAUUCUUGCACCCCAGCAGAAGUAAUGAGAUGCAUUCAAAUUGGACUUCUUUGUGUUCAAGACCAUGCUGCAGAUCGGCCUACGAUGUCAAAUGUGGUUCUGAUGCUAAGCAGUUCUGAGAGCGAAAUGGAACUUCCUCAACCAAGACAACCAACAUUUACGUUUCAAAGCUUGCUAGAAUCCGAGCAUUUUCAAUCAGGGGUUUGCACGUUCAAUGUUUCCACAAAUGAAGUUAGUAUUUCAUUGGUUGAAGGUCGAUGA
Molecule: messenger RNA, 5765 nt
Organism: Coffea arabica (coffee)
Lineage: Eukaryota; Viridiplantae; Streptophyta; Magnoliopsida; Gentianales; Rubiaceae
Source: RefSeq, a predicted model, not a curated record